Messenger RNA from Aspergillus welwitschiae, 916 nucleotides. RefSeq lists its product as uncharacterized. The record is from RefSeq and is a predicted model, not a curated record. The transcript has a single exon. The coding region runs from base 220 to 708 and encodes 162 amino acids. NCBI's taxonomy places the organism in Eukaryota, Fungi, Ascomycota, Eurotiomycetes, Eurotiales, Aspergillaceae.
CUUCUUGAUGUCAAUCACCCAUCCACAUUCACAUCCACACCAGUCUGACUCUGACCAAGACAAGCUUCUCACCUGUUCAUCAUUUGCUUGGUCUUGCCACAUACACACCUCGAUUAUUACUAUUAUCGUCACCAUUCAUUAUUAUCAUCACGAUCAUAAUUAUCAUAAUUUAAAUUUUAUCAUUUAUCAUUCUAAUACAAUCCAAACCACACUCCAACAAUGGUAGCCAUCACCGCCCGCGACCGACCCAAAACCGACUACGAGCGCUGGCUUGAACUCCAAGGUUCCGACGACGCAGCUGGCAGCGAUGAAAAGCAAUACCAUCCUCCAGCACCUCCACCUGUUCCAGAACAUGGCCAAGGUGCGCAUGCAAAAGCAGACGAUGAUAAACAUAAAUACACCCCUCACGGCACAUUCAUCCAUCAUGGGUAUCAUCAUGAACGGCCUGGAACGUCAGCCGACAACAACAUCAUCGCCAACAAUCAUCCACAUGCACUGCUACCGCAUCACUUGGAUAGUUCGUUUUCUGGAAACUAUGGAGGUGUUGCGAUGAAGUUGGCUUUACUGGUAUUCGUGGUAUUGGGGUUACUGCGUGCGGUGCGGUUUGUUCGAGGCAGACGAUAUCAACCUAUUCGGUUGCAGAGUCCGAGCACGGUGCAGGGUGGAUUUGGAGGGAGGGAAGACGGGGGGAAGAGGAAUUUAGUUUGAUUCGAGGGGGACACCUAUGUGUUCUGGGGGAUGUUAUCGACGUUGCUUGAUUUCUGCUACUGGUGUCGGAGGAGUUGGUGGAAGUUCUGUAUACAUCUUUGCUUGUUGUACUACCAUGUCUGUAUGCUUUGAUAUCCUAUCGUUCAUAACUAUGUGUGUAAAUUUCACAUAAAUUCUACAUGAAUAAUGAAUCACCCUCAAGUCGCAU